This is a messenger RNA of Patella vulgata (common limpet), 5696 nucleotides long. RefSeq lists its product as uncharacterized. Gene Ontology annotation, cellular component: cytoplasm; nucleus. The record is from RefSeq and is a predicted model, not a curated record. Gene Ontology annotation, biological process: protein phosphorylation; mitotic DNA damage checkpoint signaling. Lineage: Eukaryota; Metazoa; Mollusca; Gastropoda; Patellidae. The coding region runs from base 432 to 1868 and encodes 478 amino acids. The transcript is spliced from 12 exons. Gene Ontology annotation, molecular function: protein serine/threonine kinase activity; ATP binding.
GAAAGUGUCAGAUAUUGCUUAAUUUAGACAAAAUCUGUACACGCACUGUUGUAGAUGUUAGUGGUUUUGUUGGCCUUUUAUUUUAUAACAAAACAUCAAACGAAACCAUGUAAAGCUUGACUCUGAUAUCAUGCCUGGUCUUUCACUCUUUGUCACCUAAAACUAAAAAUAGAAAUUAACCGAUUCAGAAAGCUGUCAGGAUAAUCGAAAAUGUGAAAUGACGUAGACUUGGUCUUACCAGCUAUUGUUAUUGUCUGGCGGAAAUUGCGUAUUACUGGUUACUUUCACUUAUUGACGUCAGUUUUAUAAACAAAACUAAAAAAAACCCAAACAGCAAAUGUGGAACAGUCAAGGAAGCUUUGCAACUAUAUUCUUCAUAUAGAGUUGCAUAAAACAGAUGUUAAUUAGUAUAAACCAAUGAUUAACUUGAAAUGGAAGAGAAUAUUGCAGAAUUCUCAGCCAGCCACAGAGGAAAUGGGGCCAGAGGCAAUUUGAAAAUCGAUAUAAAUAACAGUAGUCAAGACACAGAAGAGGUGGCAGGAAAUCUUUCACCAAAAUCAUUAAGAUGUGUGGAAAAACUGAUUCAUGAUUUAAAAAGCAAAACAGUCAUAAUAGAUGAAGAUGAAACCGGAAAGGUCAGAGUGGAAUAUGAAAAUGAAGUGAAGAAAAAUAAGAGAGAUGGGAUUAUGAAAGAUAAAAUGGCUCAUAUAGAUAUGUCAAAAAGCAAUCUGAUUUCAACUCCCAAAAAUAAAGAUGACAUGACACUACAUAUAGAGGCAUUGUGUGAACUGAUUGAUAUCUAUAAAAAAAAUAAAUAUCCAAGUGGAGUUUGUUCAGAUAACAAAAUGGUGACGCCAAAAUGUGGCCUUUAUAGAGAAGGAAAUGAAUUUACCAAAACAAAAGAAAUUCUGGGUAAAGGGAAUGUUGCUGGGGAAAUCAUUGUUGUGAAAGAUACGGGAUCCAACAAAGAACAUGCCCUUAAAACGGUGAUGAUCUCAUCUUUUAGACCAGAAGAGUUAAAAAUGUGGAUCAAUUUGAAUGAUGAAGAUUUUGUUCCAAGUCUUCUUAUGGUUCGACUUGAAAAAAAUAAAUGCAUAUUUCACAUGGAAAAACUUGAAAAUGCUGUAACAUUACGGGAAGUUAUUGAUGAACAGAUUAACCUUUGUGAGCCUAACAUUCGUCCUGUAUCAUUGUGUAUUUUACAUGGUCUACUAUCAAGUAUUAAUAAGAUGCAUUCGAAAAACGUUGUUCACCGAGAUCUUCAUCCUGGAAAUGCUUUAGUUCAGAACAACCAUGGUCAGUUGGAUUUGAAGAUAAUUGAUUUUGGUCUUGGACAAGAGAAAUGUCACCCAGAUGGUCCGGCUGGCGUUAGAAAUGACAUUCUCAUGGUUUUUCGAAUGUUCAGUGCCUUAUAUCUAGGUCAAGAGUUUGAUAGUAUAGAUGAUGUGGUUAAUAACGGAUCAUCUAAACUUGAGGAAAUGUCAUAUGAAUAUAAACUAAACGAGGAAGAUAGAAAAGAAAUAUUGCAGUUAUUCAAUAUCUUCUUACAUGUAACUAAUUUGAAAAGUAAAGAUUUUGGCAAAUCCGAAAUGAUACUAAAACAUGUGGAAGGUGUUCUGGAUAAACGUGAAAUAGAUAAAGAUGAAGUAUUGCAAUUUGCUGCACAACAACUCUUUCCUGACAAGAUACCACUUCCUCUCAAUAUAGAAGAUGAUGUUGAUACAGGAGAGAAAUAUGACUCUGUUGAUAUGUUAGAGCCAGGUGCUAUCACAUUUAACAGUGUUGAUUCAAACAUAAGUAAUGUCAGUGUUGAAUUUAUUGAUGAAAUAUUAAAUGACAUCAACCUACAAGCUGGACCAGCUGGAUAGAAAGACUGCGUUAUUGAAUCUCUGUUUGCAAUACUACCCUUGAUGGAAUCAGAAGUAAGUCACUAUUAGUAAUAGUGGAAUUGCUCUGAUUCUAUUUGCAUAAAUAAGUAUAAUAGGUAUUAUAUCUUUAAAGGGUAUUUAGUGAAAGCAAUAUAUAAUACAGACAGCUCUAAACGGAUGUUAUUCACCAAUAACUGUAACAUUUAAAUGUUAAUUAACUGUAACAUUUCAAUGUUUAUUAACUGUAACAUUUCAAUGUUAAAGGUAUAUUAUGUAAUAUUUAGAUAAAAAUGAAUAUAUUGAAAAUCUGAAGGGUUGACAAGAUGUGUGUAUUAAUUGCAACCACCGUACUGGUUGUUCAAAGCUAAAUUAAAUCAAAAUAUGGCUGCACUGUUCUAAUUUACUUAAUAUCAGAGAUAUCCGAUGGCAUUGAUUAUGAUAUUGUCAUGUUAAUAAAUGUCUAAUUAAUAAUUUAGAUAACAUUUAGGCCUAAUGAAAGACCUGCAAUAGGCAGAUUUAGCUCUUGCAUAAUGUAUGUUUAAUUAAUUGUAACAUUUCAAUGUUUAUUAAUUGUAACAUUUCAGUGUUUAUUAACUGUAAUCUUUCAGUGUUCAUUAACUGUAAUGUUUCAAUGUUUAUUAAUUGUAACAUUUCAGUGUUUAUUAAUUGUAACAUUUCAGUGCUUAUUAACUGUAACGUUUCAGUGUUUAUUAACUGUAACGUUUUAGUGUUCAUUAACUGUAACGUUUCAAUGUUUAUUAAUUGAAACAUUUCAGUGUUUAUUAACUGUAACAUUUCAGUGUUCAUUAACUAUAACGUUUCAAUAUUUUAAACUGUAACAUUUCAAUGUUUAUUAAUUGUAACAUUUCAGUGUUUAUUAUCUGUAACGUUCCAAUGUUUUUUGUCUGUAACCUUUCAAUGUUUAUUAACUGUAACAUUUCAACGUUUAUUAUCUGUAACCUUUCAAUGUUUAUUAACUGUAACAUUUCAAUGUUUAUUAUAUGUAACAUUUCAAUGUUUAUUAUAUGUAACCUUUCAACGUUUAUUAUCUGUAACAUUUCAACGUUUAUUAACUGUAACCUUUCAACGUUUAUUAUCUGUAACAUUUCAACGUUUAUUAUCUGUAACCUUUCAAUGUUUAUUAUAUGUAACCUUUCAAUGUUUAUUAACUGUAACAUUUCAACGUUUAUUAACUGUAACCUUUCAACGUUUAUUAACUGUAACCUUUCAACGUUUAUUGACUGUAACCUUUCAAUGUUUAUUAAUUGUAACCUUUCAAUGUUUAUUAUCUGUAACCUUUCAACAUUUAUUAUCUGUAAUGGUUUAAUGUUUAUUAACUGUAACAUUUCAAUGAGGGUACUCUCUAACAUGUUCGAUUGUAUCAGUGCUUGAUAACGAUGAGGGUACCCUCAUUGAAACAAUGUACAUGUAGUUAAUAAACAUUGUGAAUGUUAUUCAUAUACAGCUGUCUGUAUUAUUAUUAGUUUUACUUGAUCCAUUCAUAAGGUUUUGUUUAAUGAUAUUUGUAAUUUUUUAUGGUCCCAUGGGUAAAUUUAUUCUAAAAAUCUCAUGUUGGAUGAGAUUUGUUGUCAAAAUUUCAGGAAGGACAAACUGACCAUAGGUGCUACUGUUAUCAGUUUUGUCCAAUCUAAGUCAGUAUUGGGAAGGACAGAUUGAAUACAGGUGCUAAUACAGAACAUUGAUGCUACUGUUAUCAGUUUUGCCCAAUGUGAUUCAAUAAUUUUUUAAAACUAUUUAUAUUUGUUAAAGAUCCCUUGAGUGCAUUUGUUAUUAUUUAUGCCCUGUUUAAUGAGGAUCAUUUACCAAAAUAGACAAUUAUUAUACAUUGUUGGAUUGUUGAUUAUUUACCACUGCCAAGUUAUUGGAUAUUUGACGGUUUACAUUCAUAUGUUAUGUCAUAAACUACAUUCAUAAAAUAACUAAUAUAUUUAUUUUAUAAAUCACAAGUGAGUCAGUUACAGUCAUGGUCAGAUCACAGUGUAAUGAGAUUUAAUUCAUUUCUCUCAUUAAAUAAGCUAUCAUGUUAAGAUCAGUUCACAGUGUAAUGAAAUUUAAUUCAUUUGUCUCAUGACAUUAAAUAAGCUAUCAUGUUAAGAUAAAUUCACAGUAUAAUAAAAUUUAAUUCAUUUGCUAUAUGACUUUAAAUAAGCUAUAUCAUGUUAAGAUCAGUUCACAGUGUAAUGAAAUUUAAUUCACUUGUCUCAUGAUAAUUAAAUAAGCUAUUAUGGGAAGAUCAGAGUGUAAUGAGAUUGAAAUAAAUGCUAAAUAAUAAAUAACGUGAGGCAUAGAUAUUAUUGCAAGUAUAUCACAGAUAUCAUUACAAGUAUAUCAGUCAGUAUCCAUUGUUAUAUCAUUUGAUAUAUUUCCAAAUAAUUAUAGGUUUUAUGAAUUACACAAAGUAACAUAUACAACAACCUGUUCUAGACAAUUAUUCAGUGGAAAGUGGGGUACAAGACACUCCAAAUAACUAACAUAAUGAACCAAAACCAAAAAAGUAGUGUUUUAUGAGUAUUUAUUUCCAAAAAGUUGUAUUCUUCGUAAAUAUUGAUUUAUUUAUGUCAUUUAAAUAUGAUAUAAUAUUUGAUAUUUAGUAGUGCCUUGGAAUGUAAAUUGCAUAGCUACGAAGUAAUGAUAUUACUUAUAAUAUUUGAUAUUUAAUAUUGCCUUGGAAUGAAAAUUGUUAAUAACAUAUAGAUUGUUUAAUUCAGAAUUUUAUCUGAAAUAUUAUUUUGAUAGAUUUAUUUCUUAUAUUUAAAACAAAAACUUGAUCUUUCCAGUUGUGGCAAUAUAUGAAAUAGAGGUUUUGUCUGCAUGUAAUGAAUUUUUAAGAACGAAACACUAUUAUUACUAUUUUGUUCUUUUAUAUUUUAAUGUAUUAAUGAAAUAUUUAUUACUCAAUUUACUUCAUGUUUCUUUGUUACAUAAAUUGCUCAAUUUCUACUGCAUAAUACAUGACCGAUUAAUCUGUGCCAAAUGUUAUUAUAUUUUGAAGAUCAUGAUUGAUUGUUCUGUAUUGCUUCUUUAAAAUAGUUGCUUCUGCUAUAUACUUUGCUUAAUUUAAUAUCAAUGUGUGGAGAUAAAAAUAUGUAUGUUUAUUGUUUACAUAAACAAACUGUAUUAGAGCUGUUAUAUUCAAAAGAACCAGUGUCAUUCACAAUGGCUACUUCCAUCAAAGUUACUUGGUCCUCUGAAUCCAAGGAAGUUCUUAUUAAUAUGGUCUACUUAAUUAAGCAUGUUUUUGCCACUUGGCUAAAAGGACACAUUUUUUAUUACUAGUCGAAAGGAUAGUUGUCUUAUAUCAAAAUAUUUGUCAUACUUGUUUACACAAGAGUUAAGUCAAAUUAAAUUUUUAUGCUGCUUGUACUAUAUGUCUAGUCGAGGCAAUGUUUCUAGUUUUUACUACGCUAGUUAAAAAGUUUAUUUACACAUAUGUAUAUGCCCUAUAGAUAGACAGAUGAGAUUCUGUUAGUUUUUAUAUGUUUCAUGAACAAUUCUUUGAACAUGAUUUUCGAGACAUCUGCUUGAUCUUGUAAAGGAAUAUGUAUAUCGGCUAUUUUUAGUUUUACAUACAAAAUAUUAUUUAAAAUAUUGAUCUGUUUUCAGCAAGUACAUGUUUGAUUUAUGAAUUGUUUUGCUUGUAUUUUUUUUUCCCCCACAUAAUGUGAUAUUUGGUGCAUGAUUUAUAUCAAAUAUUUUAUAAAUGAAAUGUUUAAAAUAUUGAUUCAACAUGAAUUGUUUUGCUUGUGUAGUUUUUUUUUUCCAAUUUGCUGCAUGACUUGAGAUCUAAAAUAAAAAUAUAUUUCUUUA